AUGUCCCACCGUACCGCAGCGACUGCGCUGCUGCUUGUUUCUUUGCCCUAUGGUCUUGCCUUGCCUCAGAUUAUUCCUGUGAUCAGUGAAGUCACUCGAGUCCCGAAACCUCUUACGCUUCCAUAUGAACCUGGAUAUGAAUCUCCUACUGUCACGGUUGUUGGCACGGUAGUUGAUGCUACAACAGAUCCAGCCGCUUUGAAGACUGUAGCAGACACCGAAUCAGAUGCGCUUCCAGAGGACGCUCUUCCCACACUGGACGCAGUAGCAAGCAUCCUCCCCUUUAUCCUACCGGGUAUCCUGCCAGUAGAAACCGAUCUACCUCCUAUUGACACACCGGAUGUCGACCCAUCCGACCUACCCAUUUUGGACCCUGGAAUUGGGAACGGAACCUUCCCGGACGACGACCUCCCUGACACCAACGAUCUUGAGGUGAUCGACCUGCCAGCGCCGAGCGAGGUGCCUUACGAUGAUGAUGGUAUCAUCGCCGACCCCCUCGAUCCCAUCCUCUCUGACCCUGUCCCGGAUUUCCUUGAUUUCCCUGAUUUCCCUGACUUCAGUGACUUCCCAGAUGAGAAGACGGUACCCAUUGGCACAUUCAACGCUGUAAUCCAGCCCCUCGUCUCGGUCAUCCAAACCCUGCUCAACGCUCUCCCAGGCAACUUCGCUCCCCCACUGCCGAGUAUCUUUAUUCACCCGCUGCUGCCAACAGAGACCCCGGACAUAUUUAUCGACCCGUUGCUACCUACCGAGACCUUCGACGACGCCAUUGUAGCCACCGCUACUGAUGCCAUUGAUUCUCUGCUCGACUCUCUGUUCGAUUCCAUCCCGUCCAUUGCGGAUUCCGUUGCCACAGAUCUUCCCUUCGCGAAGAGGCAGCUUCCAGAUGAAUCCGAUGAGAGCGGCAUUCGUGCUCUCAUUGGCCCCAUUCUCGACGCUAUCAAAGAACUUAUCGCGCAAAUUCCUGGUCUCGGUCCCGCAGUAGCUGAUGCUGUUUCUGAUAUUGAGGAGGUCGUUCCAUCUGUAGUUGACCAGCUAGUCGAUGUACCAGCUGUCGAUACUCAGCUUCCUAUCCCAACCUUUACGAUUCCAGCUGCGUUGCUUCCCACCUUACCAGCUGAUCUGCCAAUCGAUGUUCCAGCUAUUCCAGAGCUUCCGUCCCCUGAAAUCACUCUUCCGAGUUUGCCGACAGACGUUCCUGUACCCCCAGUUGAGGCCCCAGAUGUCACAUCGGCCAUCCCUGAUGAAGUGCUCGACGUCCCCAUCCCCGAUAUCGAGGGCAUCGACUGGUCUCAGUACGAAUCUCCCCCUUUCUCCCCUUUCUCGGAUCUCCCUACCCCAAGUACAGACGACCUUCCGAUCCCUGACGAUGUGCUCAACGUUCCUGUCCCGGACUUCGACGAGUUCGGCGUGCCCAUCGACUCGCCAUUAGAUGCUUCGGACCUCCCAGUCGCUAUCCCCAGCCUUGCACUCCCAACAAGUCUGGAUGUUCCAGGUGUUGAUGGAUCUGGUGUACCCCUUGACGCACCGCUCGACGCUGUGUCGGACUUGUCAAGCGCGCCCAGUGUGCUACCUGCCCUGCUCGACUGGCCGUUUGACGACUUCGAGAUCCCCAACACUUUGGCUCCUGAUGCGACCGGGGAGCUUCCCGAUCUCUCCGACCUGCCGAUUUCGAGCAGUGCGUUGAGUGUGCCCGUCCCUGACUCGAACGACCUUGGUGUGCCGCUUGAUCUGGCAACUGUUGCACCCGCACUCCCUACCGACGCGGUGGGUGGUCUUCUGCUGCCUGCCUCUCUGCCUGCACUCACCAUUCUGCCUGAAAUCACCAUUCUGCCUGAUCUUCCGGUGCCGACGGGUCUGUUCGACGUGCCUGUUCCUGGGGGGUUUGAAGACCUGGGUGAUCUGCCGGCACCCACUGGCGUUGCUUCGAGCCUUCCUCUGCCCACUCUCGAGGACCUUGCAAUCCCUACCGAUAUCCUCAACAUCCCUGUACCCGAUCUAGACCAAUUUGGCGUUCCAAUUGAUCUGCCAGUUGAUUCUAACGCCGACCUUCCACUCCCCACCAAUUUCCUCGACGUGCCUGUUCCUGAGGGAUUUGAAAACCUGGGUGAGGCGCUUGACCUGCCAGAUCCUACGCUUCCAACUGAUGUCGUUCCCGAUUUUGAGGACUUCCCGAUCCCGGACGCUGUGCUCAACAUUCCCGUACCUGACCUAGACAAUCUGGACGUUCCACUGGACUUGUCGACCGACCCAAUUGCUGCAUUUCCCACUAGUCUUUUUGACGUUCCUGUCCCUGAAGGCUUCGAAGACCUGGGUGAACCGUUCGAUCUACCGGCUGCCACACUUCCAGCGGAUGUUGUUCCUGAUGUCCAGAACCCGGCAGUCCCAACCGACGUGCUUAACAUCCCUGUACCCAACCUGGAUGAUCUAGGUGUUCCGGUUGAGCAGCCAAGUAUCCUUCCAGCUUUUGUGCAGCCGAGUAUCCUUCCAGCUUUUGAGCAGCCCAGCAUACUUCCAGCUUUUGAGCAGCCGAGUAUUCUCCCAGCUCCUGUGCAGCCAAGUAUUCUCCCAGCUCCCGCGCUGUCGGAAGCUGCUUUUGGUGCUGGCUUCCCGAUUCAAGUCCUACCUGAUGUGCCGCUUGUUCUUCCGAGUGCACCAACUGACGCUUUGCCGACACUGCCGACCGAUGCGCUCCCCGUGUCUGAAGCCCCAGCUGAUCCAACUAUUCCGGCGUUACCUGUCGUACCAACACUUCAAGGUAUCGUUCCCUCUGGCGUCUCUACGGCACCGGCUAUCCCGGUCGUUGCUGUUGUACCUGCUAUUCCCACGCUUCAAGGCAUCGUACCCAAGCUACCUUUCCAACUCCCCGGUCAGGCCCGUCCCCUGGCGAAGCGAGAGAUGAUGGCUGCUCAAGCUGCUCAGGUCUCAUCUGCUAAAAUCCCAAUCGGCUCGGGUAUUGCCCUUGCUUUGACCAAGUCUCUUCUGACCCUAGUCAGAGCGCUGCUGGAUACAUUGCCGAUUGUGGGGAAGACAGUGCCGAAUCUGGGUGCCAGUUUGCCGGCUGUCCCUACUAUUCUACCUGCGCUUCCAACAGUUCCGGUGAUCCCCGGUGUACCAGGUGUCAACAGCAUUGUGCCUUCACCCUCAUUGCCGGCUGUGCCAGAUGUUGCUGGAGCCCUCACUCCUGUGAUUUCUAUUCUUCCGCUGCCUACAGCCACAGACCUUGCUAGUGCCAUCCCUGCGCUUCCCACUCUACCCGAUGUCGCCGACGUCGCCAGCGCUCUCCCUCCAGUGUCCGAUGUUAGUGCGGCUGCGUCAACUGUCACCGGCGCAGUGUCUGCAGUUCCUGGGAUCAGUGAAGUCCUCUCUACUGUCAGUGACGUACCAAAGGUCCCUCUGGCGUUUGACUCUGGUCUUGAAAGGCGUCGGCUUCCCCUUGCACGCCGUGCUACUGAGUUCCAGCAAGGUUCCGCGAGCGAGUGGGAGUCUUUUUUAGGCGAGCUGGAUGAGUCCAAGCAAGAAGAGCUUCAUGAACUCAUCCACGAUUCUGCGGCGGCUGUUACUCACAACGACAUGGACAAUCUGGCCUCUAAGCUCCAAGCCGAUUUCGAGGACUUGAGCGACGCAUCGAAAGCAAGGUUACUAAAUGGCUGGGUUCCCGGCUCUGUACUUACUGCUGUGCAAGAACGCUCGAUGCGCAAUGGUAAGAGGCAGGCUGCGGUUCCCGGAGCACAAUCCAUUGGACCGGACCUCGAUGACGCGCAGAAAGUCGAUCUCAGUGGCAUCCUCGGCGAGGCAGGUACCCUCGACCCCUUCAACCAACUGGUCCAGAGCGGCCCCGGAAAGUUCGUGGACGAAGUGCUCACGCCCUCUCAAGCCGUCUCGUCCUACGGUCAGCUCGACGAUGACUCUGUCGACCCUGGCCUGAACCCGGAACUCUCCGUUAUCCUAGGCGCAGCAGGCACACUCGACCCGAACGGCAUGCUGAGCUCCCAUGUUGGGAUGCCCGGCAGUGUCGUCGACGGUGCAGAUGACGAGAACCCGUACACUGAUAUCCUUCCCUCGUGGGAUCCCGCGUUCCAGGAUGGCACCUUGGAAACGCUCCCAGGCCUCGAGGCAACCCUCCAGGCUGCCCAGGAAAAUCAUGUUGGUGCGAAGGCUCCCAAGUUACCGUUUGCACCGCAACCUGCCGGCUCCGCUGCUGCUGCGCAGGCACAAGCGAUUGAGCAGGGAAGUGUGUUGAAGUGGUUUAACGGGUUCGUUAGGCCGAGUGGGAGGAGCGACGUCGAUGCUACGCUCGUUCAGUAA
Messenger RNA from Ascochyta rabiei, 4308 nucleotides. RefSeq lists its product as uncharacterized. The transcript has a single exon. Lineage: Eukaryota; Fungi; Ascomycota; Dothideomycetes; Pleosporales; Didymellaceae. The record is from RefSeq and is a predicted model, not a curated record. The coding region runs from base 1 to 4308 and encodes 1435 amino acids.